AUGAGAUCCCAGUCUGCGUCUGAGGCUUCUCAGCCAUCCCAAUCUUCUGGCGGCCGAAAUGACGAGGCAGCUGGAGCUGGACAGGUCGGUUCUGCUGAGUUGGCAAAAUGGAAGGAGAUGAUGGACCAGGGCAUCUCCAGGUACAUGCGGGCCCAUCCAGAUCGCUUCCAUCGCCGCGUGCGUCGUGGCAUCCCCCCGGAAUUCAGGUGGCGAGUUUGGAAGGCUGCGGUGAGGUUGGAAAAGGACUGGCCCACAUUGGAUUACAAAUGUCUCAGCGAGACGGAGAACCAGUGGACCUCAUCCAUUGUGAUUGACGUGCCGCGGACCUUCCCGGACGUCAAGUCAUUCAAUGAGGAACAACAGCAGCGUCUUAAGCGAGUGCUCAAUGCAUAUGCUGGCUGCAAACCCAACAUUGGCUAUUGCCAGGGCAUGAACUACGUGGCUGGAUUGCUGCUUCUGGUCUCCCAAAACGAGGAGGAGAGCUUCUAUGUGUUCAGCCAGCUGAUGGACCACGAGGACUUUGGUCUCGUGGGCUUCUACAUGGGAAAGCGUGGAAUCCCGAUGUGGAGCCAGCUGCCAUUGCUACGGCGCUACCUUCGUGCCUGUGAGAACUUGGUUGCCGAGUCCCUGCCAGAAUUGCGUGAACAUUUCAUCAAGCAGAAUGUGCAGCCGGCUGUGUGCGGACCGAAUGCCAACAUAAGCAGUUGUAGUAUGAAUGUCUCAUUGCAGAAAGAGGGCUACCUUCAUGACUGGUGCUCCGAUGUCACCGACAAGGAGCGCUUCCCAGCGUGCUACCCCAAUGGGGUCCCUAAUUGGCAUCCAGAACAAAAUGUCAUCGUGCGACUGCCAGAUCCCAGCGGUUGUGCUGUGGCCACCUCGCCUGAGUGGGUCAUUUCCGGGUGGUCGUGGAAGUAUGUCCAGUUGGCUCCCUCUCAGUCCUUCAAUCUCUCGAUCAAAGACUCGGAACAAGGCUUUUUAAAGUUGAUCCGCGGAACUGUUCUUGACGUCAAUCAGAUUGGCGUGCAGAAUGACGAGGGUCACUGGGAGACCUUCGUGGUGACGCCGCCCAACACCGAGCGUAGCUUGCAGUUGGAUCAUCGCUUGAAGUCCGUGAAAGCAGGAGCUGAAGGUGCGGUUUUUGCGCUGAUGGUGGUCCCGGUGGAACUGUUUGAUGUGCCAAUUACGGCAAUGGAUCAAGCACCAACCACUACCAUCAGUGGCCCAUUCUCAGAGAAUUUCAAGUGGACCAGGUUUGCAAAGUAUUAUCCAGACGACUUCCCUAACACGCUGGAAUUUUGGAACUUGGCCGGCAUUCUGUUGCAGGAUCAUCAUGGAGAGCGUCUCAACUACAACCAAUGGUGGACUCAGAAGCAGAAUGACAACACCGAUGGAGGUUAUCACAACCACACCGGCACGCCGGAGAAUGGCACCUUUGGGGAGCUUCACAUGGUGAUGUACUCAGGUGCACCAAACACAGGCAUGAUUGUUCAGCUGCCCCACACCCUCUAUGCGGAUACAGUCAAAGCUCCAGAGGAAAUCCCAGCGAACAAGAAGUUCUUCUGGAACCAACGCGACAAUGAUGCAGUGCAGUUCACCCUUCCGCUGCCACCAGGAUAUGUGCACGGCCCACUUUGGUCCAUUGAUCCCGCCAAUGGAAAGCCAACUCACGACUGCAACGGCGCGAUCCGCUACCCGUGGCAUGGCCUGGUGACGGGACCCAUCAACGACAACGGUGGCUACUCGAGUCCGGGACGCUACACGUUGUGGGUGGUCUUUGAGCACGCCCCCGAAACGGUCAAUGUGCCAACACCCAUGUUGCAGUAUGUGACCAAUGCGUACCUCCAAAACAUGGUGAACUGGCCGAUUCCGGCCUGCAAGAGUGGCGAAGCCGCUGACGUGGACGAAACCGGUCCCUUGGAUUUGCAGACCCAAAGAGCAACGGAUUCGCAGAGCACUGAGAGCACAGCUCUGCUGCAGCUGCGUGGAAAUGUGACCUCCCAGACCUUUGGCAAGUGCGAAAAAUAUGGCAACUGCUGCGCAGACAUCGCCAUUUGCUCCGCGGCCACCCCAUCAGCUCCAGCAUCAGCUCCAGCGGCUGCAGCAGCAAAGCCAUCGGGACAAGUCUAUGGACAUCCGGACCCCUCCAAGGAAUAUCCUGUCUACGAUGGCUUCACACUGACCUUGGUUGAGGAAUUCAAUGCCCCUCUUGAUCUGGACACCGAUCCAAUCUGGACCUGGUCCGAUGGUGGCCUCUACGAGGGCGACGUUCGUUUUGUCAAGGAACAGAUCACCUUCUCAGAUGGGAAGAUGAAGAUCACGGCCAAGCCAAAUCCAGGCAUUGCAACCCAGAAAUGCUCUCACGCUGAGGUGGGCAACGUUGAUGCGAAGCCCUUGGUCAGUGGAGAGAUUCGCGCGCGGCGCAACAUGUUCCGCUACGGCCGCUACGAGGUGCGAAUGAAGGCACCAGAUGUGCAGCCAGGGAACCCUGACAUCGAUGGUAAUUUUAUCGCAACCAUGUUUGUCUUCCGCGAUGCGAAGUUUCAUCACUGGAGAGAGAUCGACAUCGAGGUAACUGGUGAUCGCAAAAACUCGGUCACGACCAACGUGCUGAGUGCGGACAACACCGAUUGGUGGAGUACCCGAAUCGCUUCCGCCAGAGAAACGACCUGCUCUGGCAACGCACGAGAAGAAUUCCACACCUACGGAUUCGAGUGGCUUCCAAACAAGGUCACCUGGUUCAUCGAUGGCAGGGUGGUGCGAACUCACUAUGGAGGGCGUCCACCCAUUCCCGACAAGUCAGCCAAGAUCAUGAUGAACUUGUGGAUCUUUGGACCAAAGGCAAAUUUUGGAGGUAAGCAGAUCCACAACAAUCGCUACCCCAUGACUAGCGAGUAUGAUUGGUUCAGGUUCUACAAGUGGGAUGGUGAGAGCACCUAUCCCUGCAUUGGAUCUGGGAGCUGCCUGACGCAUGAUGAUCGUUACUUAGAUGGCAACAACCCUUGUGAUGGACAGCCCAUGGAGGGUACCUGGAAGGGCAAGGGCGCGUGCAAGGUCAUGAUCCUCUGGGAUGUCAUCAUGUGUGAGGGCCUUCCUGUGAUCCUCCGCAUCGCCGUGUCAAUCCUACAGGUUUUGAAGGAUUCCUUGCUGUCCAUGGAGUUUGAGGCUCGUCAAGUGCUAGAUGUGGAUUGGUGGAUAUUGGUGGACAUGGUGACAAAGAGACACCAGUGGUGUUAA
Molecule: messenger RNA, 3234 nt
Organism: Cladocopium goreaui
Lineage: Eukaryota; Dinophyceae; Suessiales; Symbiodiniaceae
Source: the annotation of a GenBank genome assembly